Molecule: messenger RNA, 903 nt
Organism: Beta vulgaris subsp. vulgaris (sugar beet)
Lineage: Eukaryota; Viridiplantae; Streptophyta; Magnoliopsida; Caryophyllales; Amaranthaceae
Product: nascent polypeptide-associated complex subunit alpha-like protein 1
Exons: 4
Coding region: 122-730 (202 amino acids)
Biological process (GO): protein targeting to membrane
Cellular component (GO): nascent polypeptide-associated complex; cytoplasm
Source: RefSeq, a predicted model, not a curated record
UGACGACUCGCCUCUCUGUGGAGUCUCUUAACUUUCUUACAUUUUCGGGGUUUUAGGGUUUUUGCGCUUCCUGUCCUUUUUUUCUCUCUCCUCUCUUUUUCUCACCGUUGCAUCAACAGCCAUGACUGCUCAGUCUCAAGAAGAGCUUCUCGCCGCUCAUCUCGAACAACAGAAAAUCGAUCAUGAUGAACCUGUUGUUGAGGAUGACGAGGAUGAUGAUGACGAUGAUGAGGAUGAUGACAAGGAUGAUGAUGAACUAGAAGGGGCACUUGACGGUGAUGCCAGUGGUAGGUCGAAGCAGAGCAGAAGUGAGAAGAAGAGUCGAAAAGCCAUGUUGAAGCUGGGGAUGAAACCUAUCACCGGUGUCAGCAGAGUUACUGUGAAGAAGAGCAAGAAUAUUUUGUUCGUUAUUUCAAAGCCCGAUGUCUUUAAAAGCCCAACAUCAGAUACAUAUGUUAUCUUUGGUGAGGCAAAGAUUGAAGAUUUGAGCUCACAACUUCAAACCCAGGCUGCAGAACAAUUCAAGGCUCCAGACUUGACCAAUGUCAUUUCCAAGCCUGAAUCCUCUGCAAUGGCUCAGGAUGAUGAGGAUGUUGAUGAGACCGGAGUUGAACCUAAGGACAUUGAAUUAGUUAUGACACAGGCUGGAGUUCCCAGGGGGAAAGCAGUCAAGGCACUCAAGGCUGCAGAUGGAGAUAUUGUUUCUGCCAUUAUGGAACUGACCAAUUGAUAAGAUGGCUUUGUUUUGUUUUGAUGAUGUUUAGUUAGUCACUAGUGCUUCCUGAAUCAUGGUCUGAUGAAUUUUGAGAGGCUGUUUGUUUAUUUUCAGCUGUUGUAUCAGUAUAAACUUUUGAGAAUAUCUUCUUAUAUGUGAUGAAACAAAGCACUUGUUUGAUUGGCGCA